AUGCGGGCCCUCUAUGCGCUCCUCGUGCUCCUUGCGCUGGUCGCUCUCGCCUCUGCCCAGGACGCCGCCACGACCACCACUACCGGCACCGCCGCUGCGACGACGACGACCGGCAGUGACACCGCCUCCUCGAAAUCAAGCAGCGCCGCCAGCGACUCCGCUGCCACCACGCAGUCGGCCGCUUCCACCACCGCCGCCGCCGCGACCACGGCGACGACCGACGAUGCCUCGUCCACCACCCGCAGCUCCGCUACCACCUCCUCGGGCACCGCCACCUCGUCCGUGCGCUCCCUGACCGGCCUGCCGACCUUGGCCGGCGCUGGCAUUCCCACCGUCAUCGUGCCCGAUCUCUCGAGUGCGCCCUUCAUGCAACAGUCCACCUACCCGGAGGGCACCGUCUUCAUCUGCGUCGGCGCCAUCCUCGGCUUCCUCGGCAUGUGCAUCCUGGCUUGGCGUGCCAUCAUCGCAUAUGCGCUACACCGCAGUGUAAAGAAGGCUGCCGUGGCCCAGAGCAUGAGCGACAGCAAGACGAUGCGCGGUCCCGGCUCCACGUAUGGCCCCGGCGGCGCCAUGUACAACGCAGUGGGACACGGAAGUACCUUGUCCUUGGAUCACCUCAAGUCCUCCCACGGUGCCCCCAAGUCUCCGCUGGAGAAGACGCGCUUCAUGCCUAGCCAAUCGUCGCUCUUCUUUUCCCCUACCGCCGACAACCCGAACCGCGCCUCGCACUACAGCGUCUCGGGCAAUCGCUCCUCAACCUAUCUCCCUGCCGGCUACUACGCUGCCGGCAACUCGACCCUCAGCCCGACUGCCAACACCUUCGGGAACCCGCGCACCCGUUCCGUGUACUCGCAGAACUAUCUCGGCCCCUCGCCGCCCGAGUCCCCCGGCCUGCCGCCGAGUUCACGCGAUGGCCCUUCUCUCGUCCCGCACAGCCCGCUUGAGGCAAGGCAUCUCGGCAGCUCGUACAACAAUGCCGUGUACCCACGACCCACGGGAAGCCGCGGCAAUGAUUCGUCCGCGGGCGGCCGCAGCAGUGUCGCCGGCACUGUGGCCGGCGGAACCAGCACAAGUACGCUAAAUCUGACCGCUGCGCCGCAGGGCCGCACCCCGAGCGCCUACCUUGAGGACCUGUUCGAGAACGGCACGGAUCUGCCAGGGCCGGCUCCGGACCACCACACUCCAAGACGAAGCCGACGUGAAAGCGGCUCACGCUUCUGA
Diplodia corticola is the source of this 1221-nucleotide messenger RNA. RefSeq names its product csi2 protein. The record is from RefSeq and is a predicted model, not a curated record. Gene Ontology annotation, cellular component: fungal-type vacuole. The coding region runs from base 1 to 1221 and encodes 406 amino acids. NCBI's taxonomy places the organism in Eukaryota, Fungi, Ascomycota, Dothideomycetes, Botryosphaeriales, Botryosphaeriaceae. The transcript has 2 exons.